This is a messenger RNA of Sphaeramia orbicularis (orbiculate cardinalfish), 859 nucleotides long. RefSeq lists its product as uncharacterized. The record is from RefSeq and is a predicted model, not a curated record. NCBI's taxonomy places the organism in Eukaryota, Metazoa, Chordata, Actinopteri, Kurtiformes, Apogonidae. The coding region runs from base 134 to 859 and encodes 241 amino acids. The transcript has 7 exons.
GUCAGGAUUUGGUGCUAAAACCGGUGUUUUCAGACAGACUACAGAGGAUGUGAUACUGAAAUAUACAACACCAAUUACUCCUGCUUUGUGGACUUUUUUUGUCUGGGAUUUCAUAUAUUUUUGGGUGUGCGCUAUGUUUAUUUAUUUUCUAUCAGGACUCUGUAGAAGGAGUGCUUAUGACUGGAUGUACACCACGCCUGCAGUGCUACCCUAUGGAUUUCAUGUUUCUACUAUCAUCAAUUUCUGCUUGAACAUUACAUGGUUGUUCCUGUUUGACAGAGAGUUGUUGCUGCCGAUGCUGAUAACUUCAGGACUAAUGACGUUUACUGAUUAUUUGAUUUUGUUUUUCUCCUGUCAUGGAUUGAAGAUCUAUGGAGCUUGGUUGAACAAAUACCACAAAGAAGACCUGUGGCUCUUCAGAAUACUGGUACAAAAUGGAGUUGCAGUAUACGCAACAUGGGGGACCCUUUCCACUCUGCUCAACCUGACGAUAUACUUACAACAUCAGACAGGGACGCCGAGAUGUGAUUGUGCAAUGCUGUCACAGCUGCUGCUUCUGAUGGAGCUGUUUGCCUGGUUUUUGUUAGAGAACUUCUACCUGGAUGAGCAUGUGCGUUACAUCUUGACUAUCUACCCUGUAGUAAUCCUGUGGUUAGCUGCGAGCCUAAACAACUCUCUUGCUCCUUAUAGUAGCACCUUUAUCUUUGGAGGUUUGAUCCUGGGUAUUUCCUGCCUCAUGUUUGUGGCACGUGUCGCCCUGGUCACGUGGAAGCACCGCAAACAACCACUUUACAAUGAUAAUGAACCUAGCAUGUCUCCAAUAGAAAUUGCCUUGACACAGAGCAAACUGUUCCUAUGA